Scatophagus argus is the source of this 1114-nucleotide messenger RNA. RefSeq names its product regulator of G protein signaling 1 (gene rgs1). The coding region runs from base 219 to 680 and encodes 153 amino acids. The record is from RefSeq and is a predicted model, not a curated record. The transcript has 4 exons. Lineage: Eukaryota; Metazoa; Chordata; Actinopteri; Scatophagidae.
AUUUCCAUAUAUUCCAUUCAUGUUGGGUGGGGAUCAUUUAGAUUUAUUCAGUCACUUGACUCCCUUAUUUCCAAACAAUCACAACCUCAUCUUCAGUCUGGCAGGAUCUUAUCUCUGUCUCCCUUCAUAGAGGACGAGGAGAUGGCGAUAAAGUGAGUUACUGCAUAUUUGAUUAUUAGGCCUUUACCAUAUUCAACAGGCAACAGGUUACAGCAGCCAUGUGGAAAAUACCAAGGAGAUUUUCACUCACUGGUAGAUUGUGUUGCUUCCCCAAGGACCCACUGGAGGAUGUUGAAACUUGGAGUGAGUCUGUGGACAAAGUCCUCAGCUGUAAAGCCGGACAGAUAGCUUUCCGGGAGUUCCUGAAGUCUGAGUACAGUGAGGAGAACAUACUGUUUUGGCUUGCCUGUGAGGAGUACAAAAAGAUCAAGACAGUGCCAGAGAUGAUCUCCACUGCCAACAGAAUCUACUCAGAGUUUGUCCAAACAGAAGCGCCCAAACAGAUCAACAUAGAUUGCAGUACCAGAGAAAACAUAACAAAGAACAUCUCCCAGCCGACCCUGGCUUCCUUUGAUACAGCACAGAAGCUCAUCUACAGUCUGAUGGCCAGGGAUUGCUACCCGCGGUUCCUAAAAUCUGACAUCUAUCAGGGACUCCUGAGGAGAACCGAUUCAAGGUGACUGUUUUAAUUCUGACAGCCUCUCAGACGGAAGCUUGUGAAAUCUUCCCUCCAACUCUGAUCUGCUGUAGCACUCUUUCAUUUCAGUGUGGAUAACGGGUUCAUCCAGUACGGUUGAGAUUCUUAAGCAUAGCAGAAAUAGCCUUUCUCAACUUGUGUGAUUCAGUAGACAGUUGCAGCUCAAGAGAAUUUGUGGCUUGUAUUAUACUUCAUCUCUUUAAUUAUGUUAAGAAAAAAAGUCUUUAAAGAGACUGUGCACAUAAUUCUCCUGUGAUUAUCUCUUUCUCUCUUCCACUCCCAUGAAGUUAAUAAUAAUUAAAAAAUUCUUUAUUGUAAAGUAUUAUCAACACUUUAUCUAAUUGAUUAUGCAAAUAUAUAGAAUAAAUCCUAAUAUGAUCUGAGAAGCACAACUUUCACAUGCAAAUAAAACAUGAA